Darwinula stevensoni is the source of this 1833-nucleotide messenger RNA. The record is from the annotation of a GenBank genome assembly. NCBI's taxonomy places the organism in Eukaryota, Metazoa, Arthropoda, Ostracoda, Podocopida, Darwinulidae.
AUGAGUGGUAGUCUGAGUGGAUUCAGACAGGUUAUCACAAUGUCUGGCAGCAGCAAAUACAAUCUGAAGUGGAACUCCCACCAUGUGGAGACAUUUGCCAAUUUCGACACCCUUCGCAAUAGGGAAAUGUUGGUGGAUAUCACCCUAUCAUGUGAUGGCCAGCCUCUCAAGGCGCACAAGUUGGUCCUGUGUGCCGGGUCGGGCUACUUCGAACGGGUGCUCCAACGUGAUAGCAGUCAGAACCCUGUGUUUUAUUUCUUUGGGGUGGAUGCCCACCUGUUGAAGUUCCUGAUCGACUUCAUGUACCUCGGGGAAGUGGAUGUCCCCUCAGUGGAUCUGGAGAGGUUCAUUCAGUUGGCCGAAGCCCUGGAGGUGAAGGGAUUGAAGGGCGACCGUUCCAAGACGGCUCAAAACUCGGUGGCUGCGCACAGUGCGAGCGGGGCGACCAUCCCGGUCUCGGACAUCCAGGAUGCCCUGGCCCACAAGCGUAAGGCCUACAGCGAGGACUUCCACUAUUCUCCUGGCAGCGUGAAGAUGCCUCGACGGGGUCUCUGCCCCCCUGCUGGCCCCUCGCAGAAGAAGGCUCGAGUGAGACACAACCUCAUUUCAGUAUGUCUGGACGAGACCUCUUCUGGUCUUGAAUCAAAAGGUUCUGCCGCGAGCCAAUCCGCAGCUGCCUCUGCAUCCAAUUCUGUGAUCUCUACACCGAGUCCGAGUGCCAAUCCAGCCGCAGACGAGGCUGUCGUCAAAGACGAAGUCGUGGACGUGGAAGACGACUCCAUGCCUGGUGAAAGCUAUGGGCAGUCGGGGGAUCAGGAGGAGUGGGACGAGGAGUCGCAGUCUUCGUACUACCCGGAAAGCGAACUGGCGACGGGGAGCAACCAGGAAUUGCCGCAGAACAUCCCGCCGGAAGUCGAUCCUUCGACAAUCACAGCCCACAGUGAAUAUGUCUGGAGUGGACACCAGUUGGGUCAUCACACGAAGCUGUGGUUCUGUGGUGCAUGCUCCUACAAGAAUGUGAGAAAGGGCCACAUGGAGCGACACGCUCUGCAGCACUCCGGCGAGAAACCGUUCGUGUGCCGCUCUUGUGGAAAGUGUUUUCGACAGCACACGCAUCUGGUCGGCCAUUCGACCAUAAGAGCAAAUUCAGACUCUGUGUGGAGUGGGUACACAAGAGAAAUGAGGAAGGUGUGGUUCUGUGGUGCCUGCGGGCACGUGAAUCCGAAGAAGGCCAACGUCGCGCGGCACGCCCUCGUUCACUCGGGAGAGAGGCCGUUCACCUGUGCCGAGUGCAGGAGGAGCUUCAGCCGACAGGACAAUCUCCUGAAGCAUCGGACAGUUAGAGCGGAUACGGACUAUGUGUGGAGCGGAUACACAGGAAACAUGAUGAAGGUUUGGUUCUGCCGAGUCUGUGGGUACCUCAAUCCAGGCAAGGGCAAAGUCACACGUCACGCCUUCACGCACUCGGGAGAGCGGCCGUUCACCUGCACCGAAUGCGGGAAAAGCUUCAGCCGACGAGACAGACUCAUUGGUCACCAGGAUUCUGAAAUCUGCCGAUCAGCCAUAAAUGUGAAACCUGUGCUACAAAUCUCAUUCCAGACAGUUACCCCAGGUACGGACUACGUAUGGAGCGGACACACAAGAGACCUGAAGAAGCUGUCGUUCUGUGGCGUCUGCGGAUACCACAGUCCGUACCGGGCCACAGUGACCAGGCACGCCCUCACGCACUCGGGAGCGAAGCCGUUCGCCUGCCCGGAAUGCGGCAAGGGCUUCAGCCGACGGGACAGCCUCAUGUGUCACGUGGUCGCGCUGCAUCCGAACCCCCUGCAGUGA